CAUGGAGAAGAAAGCAUUCCUUAUUCUUGUGCUCCUAGGUUUUGCAUUACAAUUAUGUUCAGCCACUCUGUAUACUGUGGGUGAUAGUUCUGGUUGGGACAUCAGUACUGACCUCGAUUCUUGGCAAGAGUCCAAGACAUUUCUUGUUGGCGAUGUUCUUUUGUUUCAAUAUUCGUCUUACCAUAGUGUGAGCGAAGUGACAGAGCCAAAUUACAUGGCGUGCAAUGCGACCGAUGUACUACAAACUAGUAGUAAUGGGAACACAUCGUUCACUUUGACCAAUCCGGGCGACAGAUAUUUCAUAUGCGGCAAUCGGUUACAUUGUUUAGGAGGGAUGAAACUUCACGUACACGUUGUGAAUAAAGAAGAUCAAAUCGCCUCUUCGCCGGCUUAUGCACCCGAGGCCGAGUCCGGCGGUUCCCUGCCUCCCGGUUCGACAAAGAGCAACACACCUCUUUCAAAUUCAGCAAUGUCAAUAAUGUUCAAUCCUGUUGGAAUUGAUUUUGUGACUUUGACAUUACUCUUUGGGUUGUUUUCUUCCUUUUUUAAUGUUGCUGUUUUUUGAUCAAAGGAAGUAGGAGUAUGUAUUUUUUGUUUUUUUCCCUCUAGUGCUUCUGCUUUGGUUUGAAACAUUGAGUGUUGUUUCUUGGGCCCAAAUGGGGAUGAAAUUCGGUUAUGAUUUUCAUUGGACCUUGAUCUAUAAAAAUAAUACUUUGGGCUGUUAAAAUAUUAUACUUUGGGCUACUGAAAGGAGUUGAGGGCUUGGCCCAAAUUAAAGAGGAUAAUUAACAAGCGGAGGUUACAAUGGUAACUGUGUCAAAACUCGUAAUUUGGUGGAAUAAAAUCUUCCUCUUGUCCGCGCAGUCAUUUUCAG
Oldenlandia corymbosa var. corymbosa is the source of this 874-nucleotide messenger RNA. Lineage: Eukaryota; Viridiplantae; Streptophyta; Magnoliopsida; Gentianales; Rubiaceae. The record is from the annotation of a GenBank genome assembly.